Messenger RNA from Falco peregrinus (peregrine falcon), 704 nucleotides. RefSeq names its product transmembrane protein 141 (gene TMEM141). The transcript is spliced from 5 exons. Bases 53 to 469 code for a protein of 138 amino acids. The record is from RefSeq and is a predicted model, not a curated record. NCBI's taxonomy places the organism in Eukaryota, Metazoa, Chordata, Aves, Falconiformes, Falconidae.
GGGGCGGGCCCCGCUGCUGGGCCCCCCGAGCCUCGGCCCCCCCGGCCCCGCCAUGGUGAACCUGGGGCUGCGGCGGGUGGAGGACAGCGUGGCCGCCAAGCACCCGGCGCUGCAGCAAUACGCCGCCUGCCAGUCCCACGCCUUCAUGAAGGGCAUCGGCACCUUCCUGGCAGGGAGCGGAGCCGCCUUCGCAGUGCAGAAGCUGGUGGGCAAGAAGCUGCCGUACAGCCCGCAGUGGAGCCUGCCGCUGGCGGCGGUCGCAGGGUCCCUCGCCAGCUACGUGGUGACUAGAGCUGAGACGCAGAAAUGCUCCGACUUCUGGAUUUACCUGGAGACAGGCAAGUCGCCACAGGAGCUUGCCAUGGCUAGUAGGGCAUCUGAACCCACAGAAAAUCUGCCCAUCGCAGAGGACAGAGAGAGCACAGCACUGCCGGUGAGGAGGAACAAGUACGGGGAUGUCGUGGAGUAGCCAGCGAAGCGCAGCGCACCAUGCCCAUGGCCUGCUUCACCCCUCCCUGCCUCCCCAGCCCGCCUGUGCGUGUACGGCCCGGGAGGCUGGUGGGCUCUGUGGCACUGCCCAGGAGCUGCAGUGAGAGCAUGGCGGAGGCAUUGUAAGGAUUGCUGUCUCCCAGGUGGCCUCCGAACAUCGCCCAUGGCGGGUAGAAUAAAAGUAAAGAGCUGAAAGUGCUCAUGGGCAAAGUGAA